AUGGCACAACCUUCGGGCAGCGGAGGCACAUCACUGGCUCCAGCACCCACACAUCCACAUCAUCUUUCCAGAGAGGCAAGCAGAGACGAGCUGGAAAUGGCUGACAGUCUGCGACGUCUGAACCAAGCACACGACAACGCCACCAAAGUCGAUGCACCUUCGUACGAGCCAGCGCCUGCUACUCCCCAUGAAGACCAAAGACCAGAAAUCUACCACUCUCUCGAGGAUGCCGUUCCCAUCGCGGAAGAACAGACUACUCCUGUCACCCAGGCAUCUGUUCAAACCCCAUCCAGGGCCUUUGAGGGGCUUGCUACGCCUGUUGCUGGCCAAAUCUGCAGCAAUUGCAGGACGACUCAGACGCCGCUGUGGCGCCGAUCACCAACGGGUGAGACUCUGUGUAAUGCGUGUGGGCUCUACAUGAAAGCACGAAACCAGUCUCGACCAGUGAAUUUGAAACGCAAUACUCAGACGCAGCCAUUUAACCCCGUGCAGUCAAGUUCGGCUUCGUCCCCGACAGAAAAUAGCGGCACGUCACCUGGAAAUCUUGCGGCUUCACCACGAGUUGCUACUUAUGUCGCUGCAGAUCAAAUGUCAGCUGGGACAUGUCCGGGUGGUGGUAGAUGCAACGGUACUGGUGGUCAGCAAGGUUGCAGCGGAUGUCCGGCCUUCAAUAAUCGUGUCUCAAAAACUGCAAAGUUUGCGCUGGCUCAAGCACAUGCAGUAUCUCAGCCAAACAGCUCCACUAACAAAGGCGAUGGGAGUGCUCCCACUACCUCUAAUGGAACAUCUUCCACCAGUGCGAUACCGGCAUGCCAGAACUGUGGAACCACCAUCACACCCCUGUGGAGAAGAGAUGAUGCUGGUCACAUCAUCUGCAAUGCUUGUGGUCUCUACUACAAGCUUCACGGCACACAUCGUCCAAUUGCUAUGAAGAAGCAAGAAAUUAAACGCAGAAAACGUAUAGUUCCAGCCAGCGAUACUGGCUCGCAAGCACCUUCAUCUAUUGCAGACCAUUCGCCCCCUCCACGGUCUUCUCAAACGCCUGCUUUAGAGAGCUCUGUGUCCCCUGAUCCGUCAACCGCUCUAGACUCAAAAGAAGGGGGGGAAGACUACGCACCUGAACCUCGAGGACCACUCGCUGUUGACUUUACGCACUACUACCGUAAUGCAUCUAUUACGUCACAUCCGUCCAUCCCACUUACAUCGACAAAAUCGCAAGCCAAUGCCCCAUCUCCCAGAAAACGUAGUCGUAGUGCUACCAUGGAAAACGAGGAGCAGGUCCAGAUGCCUUCCAACCCAGUUCCCCAUCGGCCGAAUGCCAUAUCCUCGAUUCUCAACCCACCGAGGGCAGAGGACGGCAACAUUGACCCUUCGUUAUCAGUUCCUUUGCGGCCAAGUGGGGGUCCAUCUACCAGCCAAUGGGCGUCACAGGAAGAGAAGGCAGCUAGGCGAGAGCAAUUGAAGAGAGAGGCAGAUGCUAUGAGACAGGAGCUAGAAAGGAAACAAAGAGAGUUGGAAGAUCUCGAAAACGAUUAA
Molecule: messenger RNA, 1536 nt
Organism: Plenodomus lingam JN3
Lineage: Eukaryota; Fungi; Ascomycota; Dothideomycetes; Pleosporales; Leptosphaeriaceae
Source: RefSeq, a predicted model, not a curated record